Messenger RNA from Helobdella robusta, 375 nucleotides. RefSeq lists its product as hypothetical. The record is from RefSeq and is a predicted model, not a curated record. The transcript is spliced from 2 exons. The coding region runs from base 1 to 375 and encodes 124 amino acids. Lineage: Eukaryota; Metazoa; Annelida; Clitellata; Rhynchobdellida; Glossiphoniidae.
AUGGCAUCCUCAUUGAAAUUUUCUUGCAUGUCGGCAGCUGUGGUUUUCCUGCUUGUGACAUCCUUCUUCGUAGAUAUGGUUCAAUCGGUGAACUGCUACAAGUGCGACACCGACUCAUCUGUGUGCUUCAACUUCUGCACUGGCGACUACUGUGUAAAGACUCAGUACAUGGAAGCUGGAAAAUCAGUCGUGUCGAAGUAUUGCGGUAGUGGGUCCGACUCCAUGGGCUGUGUUGGUAGCCAGAUACUAGGGUUCGGUGGCUACAUUUGCAAUUGCAACUCAUUUUUGUGCAACGACUCCAAGCGCUCGUCUGUCUCCGCCAUGCUGGCAGUUCUAGUGCUCAUCUUGGCCCUGGUCAUCAACAUGGUGCUGUAG